Bacillus rossius redtenbacheri is the source of this 699-nucleotide messenger RNA. RefSeq lists its product as uncharacterized. The record is from RefSeq and is a predicted model, not a curated record. Bases 99 to 548 code for a protein of 149 amino acids. The transcript has 3 exons. Lineage: Eukaryota; Metazoa; Arthropoda; Insecta; Phasmatodea; Bacillidae.
CUCCAAGCGGUGUCCGAUAAUUCUUAUAAAUAAAACACUCUUCACACAGUUUUCAAUACUUCCAAGUUUGUUCUUGCGAAUUAACGAGCGUAUAAGGAAUGGGCGUGCUGUUGGUGUUGGUGCCCCUGGCGGCGGCGGUCUGCCUGGUCGCCGGCGACGGCUACGUGGACAUCAGCGGCGUCGGCCGGUACAAUCUCGUGGAGAGGAACGUGACGUGGAGGAAGGCGAGGAGCCUGUGCAACGACGAGGCGGCCCACCUGCUGGUGCUCGACUCGGCCAAGGAGUACGAGGCCAUCAUCCAGCACUUCGGUAGGAACAUCACCUCGAGCGGGCAGGAGGUGCACAUCGGGUUCCACUCGCUGUUCGUCCACGACGAGUGGCUCACCAUCUUCGACGACCCUCUUGGUGAAUCUGGAUAUUCCAAGUGGAUCAUAGACAAUCCAGAGGAAGGUGAGCGGUGCGGAGGUUUGUGCACGGAGCCCGAUGGCCUGUGCUCCCAGCACUGCGACAAGAGCCUGUUCUUCAUCUGCGAACAGGAGUCCAAAUAAGCGCAAUUUAUUUUUUACUAUGGUGUUCCAAAAAAAAUUGCAUUGUAUAAUUAAAGGACUUAUUUACAGCAUUCUGUAUCCCUUAACCUUAAACAAAUGUUAAGCUUGUACAUAUUUAUAAAUUUAAUAAAAAUAACGACAUAAUCUCCGA